AUGGUGAAGGAAAUUCCAUCGAGUACGGUGGUAAACCGCGAUGAAGAGUGUUUGAAAAAGUCACUGAUGGAGGUUGUGAAAAGCGAUUCGAGCAAUCUAUGCCGGUUAUGUUUGUCCAAGGAGCAAAAGCUAACACGUGCUUUCUCGGACGAAAGAGGAAUCGACGAUGCGUUGCUGAAGAAAAUUUUCGAUUGCACAACAGUAAAGGUUAAAUUGAAGAACAUUUUCCCAUCUGCCAUCUGUGCAGUGUGUGACCUGAAGCUGAACGAAUUCUACAAGUUUCGGGAGAAAUGCAUCGAAAACGACACGUUUCUGCACAAUCUGCUCGACGAUCGUAUGGCGGUGAAGGAAGUCGAUCAAUCGGUGCCCAUCGUAGACGAGCAGCAAAGCAGGACAAUUGCAAAAAGUGGCGGAAGUGCAGCGGAACAGCAGGCGGCAACAUCAACCACAUCGAUCCCGGAGGCACAGAAACAUAGUAACAGCAGUAGCGAAAUGAUGGCAAUUGCGUUGAAUCAGUUGUCCUCGUUCGGAUUGCGACCAUUGCAGGAUCUGAUGCUGGAAUCGAAUGGUUCGCUGGAGACGUCCGGUGCACUGCUUCCCAAUAGCGGUGGUAAUGUCGUAUCGUCGUCCUCUGCGACAUCCCAAACACACGACACACCGGCACCGUCGCUCAUCUCCUCGAUCGAAUACGUAACGCAGAAAAAACGUCAGCUAGAACAAGAACGCACCUUCGCACUGGCAACACUGGAAAUGGCUGGCCUGCAAGCAAUGCGUAGCCACAGUACCGAAAGCGGUGGAAAGUUCAAAUGUACGGUGUGUAACCGAACGUUCCGCAACGCUUAUACGCUCCGGCGGCACACGAACUUGCACACCGAAACGAACCUAUUCCCGUGCGAGUAUUGUGGUAAGAAAUUCAACGAUCGCUCAAACUGGAAGAUCCAUCAGCGUACGCACACCGGCGAUAAUUUGUACACCUGCCUCGUCUGUCUGAAGACGUUCAUCUCUCCCUCUACGCUCAAGUACCAUCGGAGAUCACACCGGCGGCUCGAAUCGUUCGACUGUCGGCUGUGUCCGGACACGUUCGGCAGCUAUGAUCUGCUGGAGGAACACGCACGUACCACGCACCAGGACAUGCAAGACUUGCAGUCGGAUGAACCAAUGAUCGAUGCGGCCAGCUUCGUUAAGAUUGAACUGGAAGAUGGCGAACUGUCCAGCUCGAUGGCGGUGGUAAACGAUGUGUCCACCACGCGUCUACAGCGCAACGAAGACGCCCGCGAACGACGAUCAAUCGACCGCAGCAGUGUGGAGGAAGUGCAACUUGCGGAGCUGUACCGUACGCAGCAGAUGUUGGAACUUUUUGAAAAACAGUUCCAAACCGAAGCUGCGUCAACCGAGACUGAAAUGGCGGAGCGCGAAAACCCGACGGACUUAGGGACGAUUCAGGAGCUAAAGGAGCAGGAAGCGGCAGCGAUUAUGCGAGAAAUGCAAGCGCAAAUGCAGCCACAGCAAGACGAGGUAGAAGUUAAGGAAGAACCGCUCGAUGAUUCAUUGGAGCUUGAUCCCAGUGAGCUGUUGCAGCAAGCGAUGGAGGAAACAGCGGACGGUAAUGAUGAAGGUGAAAGUGGUGACAAACAGUUCUCCUCGUCGUCGAGUGCAUCCUCAUCUCCGUCGGCAGUGAUACUGUUCCGCUGCGAUUACUGUAUGAAAAUAUUCCACUUCCUUGACGAACUGAACGCUCACAUGAUACUGCACAACAGUGCUAAGGGCAAGGGCGGCAAUGGAGCUGUAAUGCUUGGUUCGGCUGCUACCUCCAACACAUCUGGUGGAGCUCCCAACACCAGUCCCACCGCUCCAUGUUCUUCUGACUCAAUGCCAAUGCUGGCGCUGAUGGGACCAGACGGACCCAUUCCGCUAGUAUCCGGUGGCGGUGUUAAAGGGCCCAAACCGCGCAAGGCCAAAAGACGGCGCAUUCCAGUCGGUCCGGAACAGUCACAUGACGCAGAGAACAGUGAGACCGUAGCUCCUUCGUCACCUCCCGAGCAUCCUUGCUCGAAGUGCCCCAAAAUGUUCCGCACGGAGGAGUUGAAGCGCGUUCAUGAAGCGACACACGCCGACGAUGAACAGGCCAACAAGGUGCGCAGCUGUCGUAUCUGCAACAAGCUGUUUAAAUGCGAGUUAAAUCUGUUGGCGCACAUGCGCAAACAUUCGCUCACGGUACUCCAGGGUGCACCGGCUGAAGGGGAACCGGCGGGAGAUAGCAGUGGAAACGAUGAGUCCUGUUCUUCGUCCUCGCACACCGGUGCUAUAACUGCCUCGUUACUACAAGAACCCGCUCACCACGAUGUACCACCGGCAGAUGAAAGCGAUGAAGGUGAAACGGUUGCCCAAACGUCGGAUGUGGCCUCGUCCGAAAGUGGAGCCGAGGUUGGUGGAUGCGGUGAUUCGGCAUCACUAUCCGCAAACUUUCUUUCCCGUGGUUCGUACCGGAAGUGUGAAAUAUGUGCCAUCACGUUCAAAGAUUCGGUCGCUCUCGACAAGCAUAUGUUGUGCCAUUUCGAGCGCAAGGAAGCGAUCGCGUUCGUGCCGCAAACGGAUCGACCGUUCCAGUGCACCGAGUGCCAGAAAAGCUUCAAGCGAAAGGACUAUCUGCUUAUACACAUACGAACGCACACGGGCGAACGGCGCUACAAGUGUGAUCUCUGCUCGAGCGCCUUUGUGCAUCCGUCGAAUCUGAUCACUCACCGGAAGCUACACUCGAGCGAGCGGCCAUAUCAAUGCACGCUGUGCGGCGCAACAUUCAAGCUGUUCGCUGGACUCAAGAUUCAUCGAAGGCGCUGUGAGCAGAAGCUACCGAAGAGCUGGACCGAUGGUGUGGCACAUGCUGGGUUUGGCGCGGAGCCACACGAAAUGGUCGAUACUGCUGAGCAAGUAACGACCGACAGUGUGCACUAUCCAUUCUGA
This is a messenger RNA of Anopheles marshallii, 2961 nucleotides long. RefSeq names its product zinc finger protein Xfin-like. NCBI's taxonomy places the organism in Eukaryota, Metazoa, Arthropoda, Insecta, Diptera, Culicidae. The record is from RefSeq and is a predicted model, not a curated record. The coding region runs from base 1 to 2961 and encodes 986 amino acids. The transcript is spliced from 4 exons. Gene Ontology annotation, cellular component: nucleus. Gene Ontology annotation, molecular function: zinc ion binding.